Paramisgurnus dabryanus is the source of this 1422-nucleotide messenger RNA. RefSeq names its product P2Y receptor family member 10 (gene p2ry10). Gene Ontology annotation, molecular function: G protein-coupled receptor activity. The record is from RefSeq and is a predicted model, not a curated record. Gene Ontology annotation, biological process: positive regulation of Rho protein signal transduction; phospholipase C-activating G protein-coupled receptor signaling pathway. Gene Ontology annotation, cellular component: plasma membrane. Lineage: Eukaryota; Metazoa; Chordata; Actinopteri; Cypriniformes; Cobitidae.
AUGAGGUUGUGGUCUGGUGCUCAACUGAAGUAUAACACGGCAAAUCAGAGGGCAUGCUGCAUUCAGCUAACUUCCUCCUUCAGUAGUUACAUGAUAAGCCUGCUGUACUGGAAAACACAGCAUGUAUAAAGACUGCUGCUCAACUUGACGAUGUAAUUUCUUGCUUUCUCAAAUAAGCAAAGUACAGCUUUAGCAUGUCGUCCAUGAAUGCAUCAUGUCUGCUGGUAAACUGCUCCUGUUCCACAAACACAACUGACUGGGAUAAAGCUAUGAAUCAGUUGUACACCUACUUUUACCUUAUUAUCUUCAUCCCAGGCCUGUUGGGAAACACUCUGGCUCUGUGGGUGCUGUGUAGAUUCAUAAGCAAAAAGACUAAAGCCAUCAUCUUCAUGAUCAACCUGGCAGUGGCUGACCUGGCUCAUGUCUUAUCACUGCCACUUCGAAUUCAUUAUUACAUCCAACAGGAUUGGCCCUUUGGAAAUGAGUUAUGUCUCCUAUGUUUUUACCUGAAAUACCUUAAUAUGUAUGCUAGCAUUGCCUUUCUGGUCUGCAUCAGCAUCCAGCGUUGUGCCUUUCUCAUGCGGCCGUUCUGCACCAAGUACUGGAAGCGGCGCUAUGAUGUUCGCAUUAGCAUUGCUGUGUGGGUCAUUGUGGGUCUCUCUUGUUCACCUUUUAUUUUAAUGAGGAAAGGAAAUUCAGGAAAUGACAGAAGCUGCUUCAAGGACUUGCCAACGUGCAAAUUGGAUUCUCGCUUGGCCAUUUCCAUUACGGUUACUGCAGAAUUCUUUGGAUUUGUGGGCCCAUUGAUUAUUAUUGGCUUCUGUACUUACUUAAUAGUGAACUCUUUGCAAAACAAAUACUCUGGACAGCAGUCCACUGGUGACAAGAAGAAGGCCUUGCGUCUGAUAAGGGUUUGCACAGGGGUCUUCAUCUUUUGUUUUGCCCCCUACCACAUCAGUUUCCUGCUCUACCUAAUGGUAUCCCAGUGCAUUAUUACAAAUUGUGAAUUGGCUUGGGCUGUCAAAAGGUUUCAUCCCAUUUCUCUCUGUAUUGCAAGUCUUAACUGCUGCCUGAAUCCACUCAUUUAUUACUUCUUGACCACUGAGUUCAGGGAGCAGUUGUCCCGCCAUGGCAUGUCUGUCCUCAGAGGGCGUCUGAUGAGCACAGAAAGUACAUCUUCCUGUAAGAACUGAGUAAUAAAUAUACAUGCAUUAGGUGCAUCUAAAGUAUACUAAAACCGAAAAUUAUUAGGCAGAAAAAACAUUGACUGAACUGAAGAAGGAUAACUCUUCUUCAGUUACAAGACAAAUUCAAUCUACUGGCCCAAGAAUUUAAUACUAUCUUGAAAAAAAUGUCUAAUUUAUAGAUUCUAUAAUGGCACACUUUUAUUCCAUUUUACUCAAUAAAACACUUUACAAUCUU